UAAUGGAAACAAUUGGUAAAUUUGUAAUCGCCAUUGUUGUAGCUGUGAUGGUGAGUUGGGGAUGGAAAUUACUGAACUGGGUAUGGUUGAAGCCAAAGAAACUAGAGAAGUGGCUGAGAGGUGAAGGGUAUAAAGGUAAUCCAUAUAAGCUUCUAAUGGGUGACAUGAUAGAGCUUGCAACAAUGGUGAAAGAAGGUAAAUCAAAGCCAAUUCCAAUCACACAUGAUAUCACUUCAUAUACUCUCCCCUUUGAUCAUCAUAUCAUCUCCAAAUAUGGUGAAAAAUCGUUCAUAUGGAUGGGGCCAAAACCAACGAUGUAUAUCAGGGAUCCAGAGUUGAUAAAGGAGAUAUUAUCAAGACCAGAUGAGUUUCAGAAGACACAUCCUGAGCCGUUUCGAGAUAGCAUCAUCCGUGGACUUCUUGUCGCGGAAGGUGACAAAUGGACCAAACAUCGUAAAAUCAUCAAUCCAGCUUUUAGUCUUCAAAGUCUCAAGAUCAUGUUCUCGGCUGUCAUCUCAAGUUGUAGUGAUAUGAUUCACAAAUGGGAGCUCCUAACUGCAGGAUCCAGUUCCACAGAAAUCGACGUAUGGCCAUAUAUUGAUAGUUUGGGCGGAGAUAUGAUUUCACGAACAGCUUUCGGUAGCUCUUACAAAGAAGGGUGGAAGAUAUUUCGAAUCCAAAAGGAACAAAUCGAUCUUUUAUUUCAAAUGCUUUAUAUAUUGUUUAUUCCUGGAAGCAGGUUUAUACCAACCCGAGCGAACAAGAAGUUCAAAGAAAAUGAUAAAGAGCUUCGAUUAGUACUGAUGGGUAUAAUCAACAAGAGGAAGAAAGCAAUCGAGACGGGAGAAGGUAACUAUGAUGACUUACUUGGACUUUUGCUAGAAUCAAACAAGAAAGAGAUUGAAGAGCAUGGAGUGGGAUUGAGUAUGGAAGACGUGAUUGAAGAAUGUAAAUUAUUCUACAUUGGAGGAUCUGAAACAACCUCGAAUUUGAUAGUUUGGACGAUGGUUUGUUUAAGUUUGCAUCAAGAAUGGCAAAUCCGUGCACGAGAAGAGAUUAUUCAGGUUUUCGGUGGCACGAAACUUGAAUUUGACGGUCUAAAAAACCUCAAAAUAUUAACGAUGAUACUAAACGAGGUUCUUAGGUUAUACCCACCGGUGGUCAUGAUAACACGGGCCACUCACAAGACCACAAAGCUAGGAAACAUGGUGAUACCAUCAGGGGUAGAAUUAUCAUUAGCCAUGAUGUAUGUUCAUCAUGACUGUGAAAUAUGGGGUGACGAUGUAAACGAGUUUAAACCUGAAAGAUUUGCACAAGGAAUCGGGAAUGCAACGAAGGGAAAAGGGUCGAGUCCGUUCUUCCCGUUUUCUAACGGUCCUCGUGUUUGCAUUGGGCAAAAUCUUGCGAUGACAGAAGCAAAAACAACCAUGGCGAUGAUUCUACAACGCUUCUCCUUUGACCUUUCUCCAUCGUACCAACACUCCCCGUUCAGGGUGUUCACUCUUCCACCUCAGUUUGGUGCUCACUUGAUUCUACAAAAGAUUUCAUAAUCUUUAUGUAUAAGUAAAAAUUCUACGUAAUUGUCUCGUGAUUUUGAUUACUUAAAUUGUAUCUUAUUCUACAAAA
This is a messenger RNA of Helianthus annuus (common sunflower), 1626 nucleotides long. Its product is annotated as cytochrome P450 CYP72A219. The record is from RefSeq and is a predicted model, not a curated record. Gene Ontology annotation, molecular function: iron ion binding; heme binding; oxidoreductase activity, acting on paired donors, with incorporation or reduction of molecular oxygen. NCBI's taxonomy places the organism in Eukaryota, Viridiplantae, Streptophyta, Magnoliopsida, Asterales, Asteraceae. The coding region runs from base 3 to 1550 and encodes 515 amino acids. The transcript is spliced from 4 exons.